This is a messenger RNA of Exophiala spinifera, 519 nucleotides long. RefSeq lists its product as uncharacterized. Gene Ontology annotation, molecular function: transcription cis-regulatory region binding; DNA-binding transcription activator activity, RNA polymerase II-specific. The transcript has 2 exons. NCBI's taxonomy places the organism in Eukaryota, Fungi, Ascomycota, Eurotiomycetes, Chaetothyriales, Herpotrichiellaceae. The record is from RefSeq and is a predicted model, not a curated record. Gene Ontology annotation, cellular component: RNA polymerase II transcription regulator complex. The coding region runs from base 1 to 519 and encodes 172 amino acids.
AUGGGCUUGACACCAUGUCCACGGACGGCCUGUCCCUUAAGGUCUAUGGAGCCGGCUGAUCAACAGUUCGACUUCGACCGGACUCCCAUGUCGUGGUUGCAACAGACUGAAAACACUCCAGUUCAGUCUAGCAAGAAGGCGACUGUGAAGAGAUCUGAGAGAAGACGUGAGCAGAAUAGACUAUCUCAACGUGCAUACCGAGAACGAAAAGAAAAUCACGUCAAGAGCCUCGAAAGUCAGCUUCAAAGCUUGUGCGAGAGCCACGAAAUUCUGGUACAAUCAUACAGAGGCCAAGCGCGUGAAGUCGGCCAACUUGAGGGUCGACUCGCAAGGUUGAAGGCCGAACUCCAGACUUUGCGAGCCAGCCAUGUCCGACCUUUGGCAGAGUUUUGCUGCUCGAGAGCUGUUAUCAAUCUUGUCGAACUUUCAGUCUCUGGACCGAUUCCCGGAUGCUCGACAGGCUACGCUGACCACAGUCCUGUUAAUCCUGAUACUGAGUGUUUCUCGCCAUUCGUUUGA